UGGAACUGCUAAAGGUAAGAAACUACAAUUCCCAGCAAGCUGCAGGCACGGACGGCAACCAUAGGGAGAGCCGAUCGAGGAGCUCUGCGCGCGCUGCAGGGAUGGAACGUUGCUACAGUUCGCGGGUCUGACUGCUAGGGGCCAAAACUGCACGCUGGGAGCAGCUACGCGCCAAAGCGGGAAUCCAGGAGGCGGGCAGUCCUGCAAUUAAUGCACGUAUUUAAAACUCCGGACCCAGUGGACGCCAUGCACAGGAAGCACCUCCAGGAGAUUCCAGACCAGAGUAGCAACGUUACCACCAGCUUCACCUGGGGAUGGGAUUCCAAUAAGACUUCUGAACUGUUGUCAGGCAUGGGGGUCUCCGCCCUUGAGAAGGAGGAGGUGGACAGUGAGAACAUUCCCCAGGAACUGCUCCCAAACGUGGGCCACCCACAGAGCCCCCCACGGAAAAGGCUGAAAAGUAAAGGAAAUGAUAAAGAUUUUGUGAUCAUCCGCAGGCCUAAGCUCAAUCGAGAGAACUUUCCAGGUGUUUCAUGGGACUCCCUCCCAGAUGAGCUUCUCCUGGGGAUUUUUUCUUGUCUGUGCCUCCCUGAGCUGCUGAGAGUGUCUGGUGUCUGUAAGAGGUGGUACUGCCUUGCGUUUGACGAGUCUCUUUGGCAGACCCUAGACCUCACAGGUAGAAAUCUGCACCCAGAUGUGACUGGUCGUUUGCUGUCGCGAGGAGUGAUUGCCUUCCGCUGCCCACGAUCAUUUAUGGACCAGCCAUUGGUUGAACAUUUCAGCCCUUUCCGCGUACAGCACAUGGACCUGUCGAACUCCGUUAUAAAUGUGAAUACCCUCCUUGGCAUUCUGUCUCGGUGCACCAAGUUGCAGAAUCUAAGCCUGGAAGGCCUACAGCUUUCAGAUCCCAUUGUCAAUAAUCUUGCACAGAACUCAAAUUUAGUGCGACUAAACCUUUGUGGGUGUUCUGGAUUUUCAGACUCUGCUCUAAAGACUUUGCUAAGCAGCUGUUCCAGGCUGGAUGAGCUGAAUCUGUCCUGGUGCUUUGAUUUCACUGAAAAGCAUGUGCAAGUGGCUGUAACACAUGUGUCAGAAACAGUCACCCAGCUGAAUCUCAGUGGCUAUAGAAAGAAUCUCCAGAAGUCAGAUGUCUCUACCUUAAUUAGAAGAUGCCCCAACCUUGUCCAUCUAGACUUAAGUGAUAGUAUCAUGUUGAAGAAUGAUUGCUUUCCAGAAUUUCUCCAGCUCAACUACCUCCAACACUUGUCACUCAGUCGGUGCUAUGAUAUAAUACCUGAAACACUACUUGAACUUGGAGAAAUCCCUACACUGAAAACACUACAAGUUUUUGGAAUCGUGCCAGAUGGUACCCUUCAACUAUUAAGAGAAGCCCUUCCUCAUCUGCAGAUUAAUUGUUCCUAUUUCACUACCAUUGCCAGGCCAACUGUUGGCAACAUAAAGAACCAGGAGAUAUGGGGCAUCAAAUGCCGCCUGUCACUGCAAAAGCCCAAUUGUCUAUGAAGUAUUUACUACAGGAUGGUUUCUUUUCUCCCUUUGGAAUGGGUGAAGCAAGGAAGAAGCCCAAUUGCUGGACACUUGGCUAGUUUUAUUACUGAUUUUCCUUUAGCCUUUAUCCUGCACGUAUUUUAGGGAAGCAUUUAAAAGAGAAAGCUAUGAAGUAUUGCUUUUUUUAAAAGGACUUUUAAAACUUCUUUUGGUGCUGGGCCCUUAAGAGCCUUUGGAGGUUUUAGGAGAAUGAGCCUGUAAUUUCCAGAUGACUUUUUAAAAGAUCAGAAUUUGAGCCACACCUUUCAAGCGCCCUUUUGAUUAAGUCUAUUUUGAAUCAAACUUUAAAAAUUACUACAGGCUAACUGUUGUCACAGCCUGUGUGGUAACUUUUAUGCAUUGAAUUUUCUAAUAUUUUAUAAGACACAGCUUAGGAGAACUUUUAGCUAUGUAUGUACUAUGAGCUGAACAGAAUCACAGAAUAGUGUUUGAGGUAAUCUUUUCUGGGGGUUAAUGCAUUUCAGUUUUAUAUCUAUCUACAUUUAAAAUUAGUUUAUCAGAAAAUGUACUGUAAUUCACCAUAACCCCUAAAUAAAAAGAAACAAGUUAAAGAUGAUCAGAGGUUUAAAAAUGGUAUAGGAUUUGAAGGCUCAGGAGACAGUUCUAUGCCAGGUUAAUCUGAAGAGUCCUUUAAUGUAUUGUGUUCUCAGAAUUUUGAAUUAGGUAAAGAAGUGUUAUUGUGGUUUUCUAACUUUAUAAUCAAAUUAUGUUAUUAUGGGUUGUUAGCUUUUUACAAUGGCUUGCUUUUAGAGAUGAUAUCAUCAUAAUCAGUCUAUUGAAAGUUGGAUGGAAGAAUUCUGAACUGAUACUGCCUGUUUUCUUUUAGUGCUAAAGUUAUUACUCUGGAAUCAAGUAUUUUAAAUCGUCUUUUUUUAAUGGUCUCUCAAAAUAACUGUUUGAAACUACACAGUUUGUAAUGUUACCGGACCUAUGAAGAGCUUAUUCCUUUAAAUCACAAAUGCACUAGAAGCAAGUGUUCCCACUUUUGGCCACUACUUACACCUACUCCUGUAGAUCUCAGUCAUGGAAAUUUUUGAUGGCACGAAUAGUUUUCUUUCGAAACCUAGUGCAUACAAGCAGAAAGACUAAAUGGUUUGUAAAAAUCACCAAAAAAUUAAUAAACCUAGUUUUAAGUUGAGACCUAUUUUCACAAUGUAACAAAAAAGCCAAAAACCCAUCUUUUCUAUUAACCAUUUAAUAGUUUACCCUGAGUGUCACUCAGGCAGCAGAUCUGUUUACAUACUGACUACCCCGAGUUUUGCUCGAGAAAGUGUCUUUUCAACCAGUUGAUUCUUCUAUUGAAUAUAUUUGAUAAAACUGUUGUUUUUGUAUUUCCUGUUACAAAAAAAUUAAUGAAAAAAUAUGCAAUACUUGGUCAUCCUGUAUUUAAACAACUGGACUGGUAAUUGGUUAACUUUUUUAAGUUAAAUUUUAAAGGUUAAAGAUAUGGUAAUAGAUGAAGUGCCCUUAUUUGCUCAGGCCUAAUGAAGACUAUUUAGUGUUAUACAGGAAAUGAUUAUGUUUCAGUGUCUUAGUUAAAAAGUGCUAACUACUACUUGAAAUUGUUGUUUACAGAUUAGUGACAAGGGCUGGUGAUAGGAUCCCGGUGGACUCUGAUCUCCGGGUGCCUUCAUACUUACCGUGCCUGUGCUUCCAAACUUAGUUCCAACAAUAAGCUAUUUUUCCAACAGGUCAGAGUAAUCUGUAUUUUUGUAUGUGAUUUCUACUUUUAUAGACUUGUUUUCAAAUAAAACACGUUUUUGUAAAAAUGGUAA
Molecule: messenger RNA, 3341 nt
Organism: Cavia porcellus (domestic guinea pig)
Lineage: Eukaryota; Metazoa; Chordata; Mammalia; Rodentia; Caviidae
Gene: Skp2
Product: S-phase kinase associated protein 2
Exons: 10
Coding region: 211-1521 (436 amino acids)
Biological process (GO): SCF-dependent proteasomal ubiquitin-dependent protein catabolic process; regulation of cell cycle; G2/M transition of mitotic cell cycle
Cellular component (GO): cytosol; SCF ubiquitin ligase complex; nucleus
Molecular function (GO): protein binding
Source: RefSeq, a predicted model, not a curated record